Messenger RNA from Oncorhynchus kisutch (coho salmon), 2616 nucleotides. RefSeq names its product epidermal retinol dehydrogenase 2. The coding region runs from base 143 to 1051 and encodes 302 amino acids. Gene Ontology annotation, molecular function: oxidoreductase activity, acting on the CH-OH group of donors, NAD or NADP as acceptor. The record is from RefSeq and is a predicted model, not a curated record. Gene Ontology annotation, cellular component: lipid droplet. Lineage: Eukaryota; Metazoa; Chordata; Actinopteri; Salmoniformes; Salmonidae. The transcript has 7 exons.
GAUCAGUGGCUUUGAUUGGGGGUCAUGUGACGUUACAUAACCAGGCUCCAGCUCAGUUCAAGGAAAGUAGGCUGCACUGUUCAGGCAUUUGACGACGGGAAAGCAACGAAUAAACCACGCUGAAGGUGCAGGGAUCAGAAGAAUGAAUUUCCUCCUGGAAACCCUUCAAGUGAUCGUAAUGUCGAUCUAUUACAACAUGGAGGCGUUUGUCCGACUGUUCAUCCCACCCAAGAACAAAAAUGUCACCGGUGAAAUCGUCCUCAUCACUGGGGCGGGCAGCGGCAUUGGCCGGCUCCUGGCUGAGAAGUUUGCCCCCCUGGGCGUUUCUCUGGUCUUGUGGGACAUCAACCAGGAGGGCAUGGAGGAGACUUCAAGGCUAGUGCAGGAGAAAGGGGCGACUAAGGUCCACUACUACUUGUGUGACUGCAGCGACAAGUCCGAAGUCUACAGAGUGGCUGACAAGGUCAAGAGAGAGGUGGGGGAUGUAAGCAUUCUCAUAAACAACGCAGGCAUCGUCACGGGCAGGAAGUUCAUGGAUGCACCAGACUCCCUCAUUGAGAAAACCUUCGAAGUUAACACCAUGGCACACUUUUGGACAUAUAAAGCCUUUCUCCCAGCGAUGACUGCCAACAACCACGGUCAUCUGGUCAGCAUUGCCAGUUCAGCUGGUCUGAUUGGUGUCAAUGGGCUAGCAGAUUACUGUGCCAGUAAGUUUGCUGCUAUUGGCUUUGCUGAGUCUGUGGCUCUAGAGCUGCUGGCUACUGGGAAGGAUGGAGUCAAGACUACCAUAGUGUGUCCAUUCUUCAUCAAUACUGGCAUGUUCGAUGGCUGCACUACCAAGUGGCCUCUCUUGUUGCCCGUCCUGGAUCCAGACUACGUAGCAAACAAGAUUAUUGAAGCCAUUUUAACUGACCAGGUCUACCUUCUGCUCCCAAGGACCAUGUAUCUUAUCAUAGGCCUGAAGAAGCAAUCAAAAGGUAAUCAAUGUCACGUUGGCAGAGUGGGGACAUCACAACACCUUGUCUUUGGCUGUAUUUCAACAGUAAGCUGAAUGUUGAUCUUUUUUUUAAACUAAUUGGUCUUUUUGCCCAAUCCGAUCAGCUCUGAAGAAUAUCUUAUGUGAAAAGUUCUGAGGUGUUGGCCAAAUGACCAAUUAGUGGGGAAAACAGAUCAGAAUUAGGCUGCCUUUGUCUCCCCAUACGGCUGGCAGGUACCGGUAAAUGCUUACCAAGCUAUCCAAAGGCCGGCAGAUGGCGCUAUUGAUCUGGAAUUGAUGGUUCCCUCUUACGGUCCAAACGCAUUGUAUGCAGCUGGCAAUACACCCGGUCCAUACCUAAAACAUUUUCUAUUCUGGCUGCAAAGGUGUCGAUUUCCUACAUUUUAAUUGCGGGAAGGAGGAAAUAAACCGAGACGAUAUGAGUACGUUCUUUGAAACACCAUUUUCCACCACCAGGCUAGUGGCUAAUGCUACUUCCUGUUGCACCCUGAGUUCAGUCAGGAGUAAACCACACUGCCGCAACCUGAUUGGCUGAACACGAUACGUAACACCCGAGACUAGCAUUCCUAGGCAUUAGCCUGCAUUAGCCACUUUAGCUUGGUGGUGGAAAAGGGUGUUUUCAUAAAGAAAGUAUGCAUAUAUUCUGGCCUUCCUGCCAUUAAAUUUAGUUAAGGAGGAAAUCGAUGCCUUUGCAGCCUGACUGGAUAAUGUUUUAGCUACGAACCAGUCCAGGAGAACACAAGUCUGUUACCGGCUUCAUACAAUGCGUUUGGACGGUAAGAUGGAAAUGACUCUAUCGCCAUCAGCCAGCCUUUGGGCUGUUGCUGAACACUUACUUAUGCAUUUAUGUUAAGUACGGAUGCCAAUGAGCAGUUGCUGUAAUAGAAGCACCUGGUUGAGUGGACUGCAAGAUUACAUUUAGCUGGAUACAACAUAUUUAUUCAGACCUACACCUGAUUAGGACGGCAGUUGACAAAUGAUCUGCAACCUCAACAUUUUAAAUCCACACAAGGCUUUUUGUGUUAUGGAAAUGUCCUUGAGAAAGAGGGCUUUUAGAAGUUUGAACAGGCUGAGUAUGUCUGGUGGGGAAGUUUUGAUUUGGAAUGAUUUCCAUGGCUACUUUAGUUCCUUGAGGCCUUUGAGAAUGAGUCUGAAUGAAAGAGUGAGUCGUUGGCUUCAUGUCGAAUACAACACAAUACAGCCAUGACGAAUAUGGUAGACGUAAUCACUCCCCACCAAUUAGACAAAAUGAUUAAAGCAUGAAAUGGCUUCUCUUAACAUCAUAAGUAGUGCAAUUAUGAGGUUAUUAUGCCCUUUGAAAUACGUUUUGUUACUGGACUGGAAGACAUUCAAACAGUGUCAAUUAUACCCUGAAUAAUUUAUUGGAUUUUCAUCAGUGUUUUUUUUCUUUAAUUAAGGGGUUUAAUUUAGUCCCACUGUGAUUACCAGUUAGGCUAGUGAUCUAUUCUGUUAGUUAGGCUAGCUAACAGAAUAAAUGACUUAAUGUAGUUGGUUCCAAUGAAGUAAUUUGGACUCACUUUCUCUUCUAGACAAUGUUUGUUCUCCUAAUAAGCUAUAAAUUGCGCAUUGCAGUGAUCAUUGAUAAUAUGUAGCCUAAU